This is a messenger RNA of Entelurus aequoreus (snake pipefish), 2074 nucleotides long. Its product is annotated as zinc finger protein 501-like. Bases 175 to 1578 code for a protein of 467 amino acids. NCBI's taxonomy places the organism in Eukaryota, Metazoa, Chordata, Actinopteri, Syngnathiformes, Syngnathidae. Gene Ontology annotation, biological process: regulation of transcription by RNA polymerase II. The transcript has 2 exons. The record is from RefSeq and is a predicted model, not a curated record. Gene Ontology annotation, molecular function: DNA-binding transcription factor activity; RNA polymerase II cis-regulatory region sequence-specific DNA binding.
GAUGGCGGACUAAGCGACGUGGCUUCCCGGAGAAGUUUCACAUUUACGAUCUUAUAGAUUCAAAAAUAGCAUCAAAUACCUGAACUAUUCGCCUUCUCUUAAGCCCACGAAACGGACUUUGAUUGUGGAGCGAUGGCGUGUUACCUGAAGUGAAGAUUGAAGACGUGAUAGAAGAUGGACGACUACUGCUAUGCUAAGAUGGCGACGUCCGCUAAAAGAGAACAUGAAAGAGAAUCAGCGCCACCAACGGAGAACAAUCUGAAAAGCGAAGAUGAAGACGUCCAGCAGCUGAUCAGUGAUCCAGAAGAAGUUUCCCCUCAGUUAGGGGGGAGCUCCACUUUGAAGCAGGAGACUCCACAACCACCCUGCAUUAAAAAUGAAGAGGAGGAACUCUGGAUCACUCAGGAGGAAGAGUGUCUUCUAGGACGAGAGGAAGCUGAUUACACCAAGUUUCCACUGAGUAUUAUCUCUGUGAAGACUGAAGAUGAUGAAGAGAAACCACAAGUAGACAACCUCUUAGCUCCACUAUCAGAUAGUGAGGCUAAAGACGAGGUUGAAGAACCUUUGAGCAGCGAUAAAGACUGUGAAGGUGAUAUGAGGACUCACACUGACAACAAACACUCUGAAUGCUCUUCAAAGAAGAGAGGUCAAACAUGUUUGAGCUGCUCAGUUUGUGGCAAAAGCUUUUCUGUUAAGAGGAGUUUGACUCAACACAUGAGAAGACACACAGGUGAAAAAACAUGUAUUUGUUCAGUUUGUGGCAAAAGCUUUUUUGGUAAGAGUAAUUUGACUCAGCACAUGAAAACACACACAGGUGAAAAACCAUUUAUGUGUUCAGUUUGUGGCAAAAGCUUUACUGUUAAGAGGAAUUUGACUGAACACAUGCGAACACACACAGGAGAAAAACCAUAUAGUUGUUCAGUUUGUGGCAAAAGCUUUUUUGGUAAAAAUAGUUUGACUCAACACAUGAGAACACACACAGGAGAAAAACCAUUGAAGUGUUCAGUUUGUGGCAAAAGUUUUUCUCGAAAUAGCCAUUUGACGCAACACAUGAGAACACACACAGGUGAAAAAAAAUUUAACUGUUUGAUUUGUGGUAAAAAUUAUUCUGUUAAGAGGAAUUUGACUGAACACAUGGCAACACACACAGGAGAAAAAACGUGUAAUUGUUCAGUUUGUGGCAAAAGCUAUUCUACUAAGAGGAGUUUGACUGAACACAUGAGAACGCACACAGGAGAAAAACCAUUUAGUUGUUCAAUUUGUGGCAAGAGCUAUUCUUUUAGGAGCAAUUUGACUGAACACAAGAGAACACACACAGGUGAAAAACCAUUUAAGUGUUCAGUUUGUGGCAAAGACUUUUCUGUUAAGAGGAAUUUGACGGAACACAUGAGGGGACACACUGCACUAAGACCAUUUAAUUGUUCAGUUUGUGGUAAAAGCUUUCCUCAUAAGAGCUCCUUGUGUCGACACAUGAGAACACACGCUGGAGAAAAAACAUUUAGUUGUUCAGUAUGCUGUAAAAGGUUCCCACAUAAUGCCGACGUAGUAAAACACAUGAGAACACACAAGGGAAAAUAACCAUUUAGCUGUUUAGUUUGUGGUAUGUUGCUCAUAUGUGGUGACAUCCACCCUACCCAGGACCUCCUCACUGCUUCUUUCACAAAUAUCUGAGGUAUUCAUACAAACUUGGAUUAUUUGGAGCAUAAUCUUGUCUAUUCAUGACCCCAUGUCUUCUCUGUAUCUGAAACCUUCCUGAACAGUAAGAUAGAUGAUGCUUCAAGUGCUUGGUUACUCCUUCUUCAGUCCAGGGACCUGGGGCCUCAUGUGUCAAGUUUGUGCACGCUCAAAAACCUGCACUACACCCUUUUUCACUGCAAAGUUGAGAUGUAUCAAGUUGACUUGAAAAUUCAUAGCGGUCAUUCGCACAAUUCUACAGGCUGUGGAUACUUAAGCGACAUGCAUAAGUGAUGCUGGGUAACUGUUUGCAUAACAAACUGCCAACUUUUACUCAUCAGACUGAUUGAUGUGCAAAUCAGAGACAUAUGAACAAUUAACCCCCAACACCCACAACCCA